Messenger RNA from Fusarium poae, 771 nucleotides. RefSeq lists its product as uncharacterized. Lineage: Eukaryota; Fungi; Ascomycota; Sordariomycetes; Hypocreales; Nectriaceae. The coding region runs from base 1 to 771 and encodes 256 amino acids. The record is from RefSeq and is a predicted model, not a curated record. The transcript has 2 exons.
AUGGAGUCCUGUUCUACUUGUGCAACCAUCCUCUCGUCAACGCCGGCUUAUACAAAAGAGGAACCGUCUCUACCGCAAGAUCGCCGAGUCGCAUGCUGUUCAAGAGUCAUCUGUGGCAAAUGCAUUCAUGAAAAUGGGCGGUUUGCAGAUUAUUGUCCUUACUGUCAGGUUUCAACAGUGCCUACUUCACUGCCGCAGGGCCUGAGAGAGCCCCCGGCUUAUUCGUCAUCUAGCUCGACCGCACAUAUAUCAGGAGCGCCACCACCAUAUUCAGCAGCUUCAACGACACAGCAUGUCAAUGUUGAGAAGGCAGUGUUGGCACAGGAUGUUUUGAAGGAGGACGCCCCAGAUAUUCUGCAUUUUCUCGAUCAUCAUCAUGAUAGUAUCAGCUCUUUAUCUCUCCGAUACGGCGUGCCGGCUUCUGCUCUCCGACGAAGCAACAAUAUCACAAGCGACCACUUGCUUCUUGGCAGACGAACAAUCCUGAUACCUGGCGAAUACUACAAGGGUGGCGUGAGCCUUUCUCCACGACCCGUCGAAGGCGAAGAGGAGGAGAUGAGAAAGGGCAAGAUCCGUCGCUUCAUGACAUCCUGCAAGGUCUCUGACUAUGAUAUUGCCGUGCUUUACUUGGAGCAGUCAAGCUAUGAUAUUGCAAAUGCCGUGACAGCGUAUUUAGACGACGAAAAAUGGGAACAGGAACAUUCAGUACCCGGCAAAGGCAAGAAGGCUGACAAGUACAAAAACCGUGGCCCCUUUUGGAGAGGCCUGUGA